Molecule: messenger RNA, 819 nt
Organism: Chaetomium fimeti
Lineage: Eukaryota; Fungi; Ascomycota; Sordariomycetes; Sordariales; Chaetomiaceae
Exons: 3
Coding region: 110-706 (198 amino acids)
Biological process (GO): regulation of DNA-templated transcription
Cellular component (GO): RNA polymerase II transcription regulator complex
Molecular function (GO): transcription cis-regulatory region binding; DNA-binding transcription activator activity, RNA polymerase II-specific
Source: RefSeq, a predicted model, not a curated record
CCACGCCAGACAACGCCCUCAGUACGCCUCAUCAACAGCUCAUCGCUCCCACAAGGCUACCCACCUCCCCACGAUUUAACACCCCAACAGCCUUCCGGUACCCAGUGCCAUGGAAGAUCUCGGGAAUUUCGCCGACUUCCCGUCGCCACCGAACUCGAUGUACUACGUUUACGGGGAUCAUGAGCCAUAUAUGUCUGAAUCACAAAGCCCAAACAACUCAUCCUAUGACCCUACCUCCACGGGCGACAGUCGGUACCCGAGCCCUGGACACGAGGAAGGAGAGUCCGCGGAUCCGUCAGAGCAGCAAAAACCAGCAGCCAAGCGGAAACGAGAGAACCGCUACAAAAACGCCCCGCCAGCCGUGUUGUCGCGACGGAGAGCACAGAACCGCGCCUCGCAGCGGGCAUACCGCGAGCGCAAGGACCAAAGGAUAAAGGACUUGGAGGGGAUGCUCACCGACGCCAAGCAGCGCAACGACGUGCUCAGCCAAGCCUACGCCACGCUCCACGCCGAAUACGUCUCCCUCAAGUCCUCCCAGAUCGGCGACACAAGUUACCCGCAGCAGUUCAACAGCAUGCCAUACGGCGGGCCCGGCAGCAGCGCGCCCGGCAGCCUGGGCCUGAACGCCACCGCCAACGUCGACGGGCUUGAGCCCAUCGAUAUGUAUGUCUACGGCGACUUGAACACCGCAGGGUACACGCUCUGAGGUGCACGGCAGUUGACAAAUCUGUUUUCUGGUGGCCUCCGCGCUCUACGACCAUUAAGGACGGCGGAGGCGUCCAAAAUAGGGCAGCGCCACAUUUCUCAUUUUUGCUCCGA